AAGGUUACUUUAAGUCGAUAUAUAUUAUAUGUCAUCGAAUAAAAAAGACAGCCCCCUAAGGUAUGUAGUGUUGGAAAAUAACAAUAGCUCGAACAGAUGAUUGCAAAAAUCAGCUGGCCAAACAACAACAUAACAAGCAAAGCCCUCAGGUGGAUCAAAAAUUAUAAAAAUCGUCAAAAAUCCAAUAAAAUGACGGCUUUUAUUGAGGAAACAAAAAGUCUGCUGCCGCGGAUUGCUUUCAUAGCCUGCGGAUGUUUUAGUCCACCUACACCAAUGCACUUGAGAAUGUUUGAGAUAGCCAAAGACCACUUCGAAAUGCAGGGCACGCACAGAGUUGUGGGCGGCAUUAUCUCGCCCACGCACGACUCUUAUGGAAAGAAGGGUCUGGCCUCCGCCUUGGACAGAUGUGCUAUGGUCAAGUUGGCCACGCAAAGCUCAAAUUGGAUCCGGCUUUCCGAUUGGGAGGUGCAUCAGAACCAGUGGAUGCGCACUCAAGCGGUACUACAACAUCACCAGAACUACAUCAACAACCACAUCAAUUCCGGAGGAGCAGGAGGAGAUGAUGAGCCGGACACUCAUCUGGCUGGAUGGUUACCACGGGGGCUGCACGACAGUCGGGAUCCGGUUCAUUUGAAGCUUCUCUGCGGCGCCGAUCUGUUAGAGUCCUUUGCUGUACCAGGCCUGUGGGCUGAAGCCGACAUUGAGGACAUAGUGGCUAAUCAUGGUCUGGUGGUAAUCACCCGUGCCGGCUCAAACCCAGGAAAAUUCAUUUUUGACUCCGACAUAUUGACCAAAUAUCAGAACAACAUAACUCUAAUCACCAAUUGGGUACCCAAUGAAGUAAGCUCCACGUUGAUUCGGAGGCUUCUAGGACGCGGUCAGUCGGUCAAGUAUCUUCUAGACGAUCUGGUGUUGGAGUAUAUCAAGCGCCAACGUUUGUUUAACUUUAAAUCGCAGGAUGCACCGGUUCCGCCCGAAUGCGAUUCCUGACGCGUUUUGCACCCGAAACAGAAGCACUCGUCGCCCACCCGUUGCCCAAGCCACCAGCACCGCAAUUCGCACCACUUGCCACACCAGCACCAUCCGCUGUUUGAGCCGUGGCGCCUCUUCAUGGAGCGUGAGUGAGCCAGAGCAGUUCAGAGUUCAAGUUCCUAUUUAGCGCUGAUUCCUUUAAUGCAUGCUUAUAUUUUUCCAAUCUUCGACCUUGUAAAUACCUCUGUUAAGAUUAGCUAUUGUUAUUCCGGUGGUCAGUGUGCGUAUCAUCUUACUUACACCGAAAUGUUGCCAAAAUGUAGUCCCAUUAAACAAUAACCUUAACUUUGUUGCUAUUGUACUGACCACGCCCGCCUAACCCGUGGAUUAUAGUAAGUAUAUAACGGAUGCAGUGCGUCCCACACAUUUGCUCUUUAACCACGCCUACACGGACAACAACAAGAACGCAACCACCUACCCCAUAGGCGACCAU
Molecule: messenger RNA, 1465 nt
Organism: Drosophila eugracilis
Lineage: Eukaryota; Metazoa; Arthropoda; Insecta; Diptera; Drosophilidae
Gene: Nmnat
Product: nicotinamide/nicotinic acid mononucleotide adenylyltransferase 3
Exons: 5
Coding region: 97-990 (297 amino acids)
Biological process (GO): NAD+ biosynthetic process
Molecular function (GO): nicotinate-nucleotide adenylyltransferase activity; nicotinamide-nucleotide adenylyltransferase activity
Source: RefSeq, a predicted model, not a curated record